Molecule: messenger RNA, 957 nt
Organism: Cotesia glomerata
Lineage: Eukaryota; Metazoa; Arthropoda; Insecta; Hymenoptera; Braconidae
Gene: Apt1
Product: acyl-protein thioesterase 2
Exons: 7
Coding region: 147-800 (217 amino acids)
Biological process (GO): protein depalmitoylation
Cellular component (GO): cytoplasm
Molecular function (GO): palmitoyl-(protein) hydrolase activity; carboxylic ester hydrolase activity
Source: RefSeq, a predicted model, not a curated record
UAAAUUUGUGGUAGUGUGUCCGUCGUUCCCCCACCGUAAAACCUCAUAUUUACGAAUUUGACUUAUCACAGUGCUCUUCCACGCUUUUUCCAUUUUUUUGGAGCUAAAAGUCCAGUUUGCAACUAACCAAAAAAUAAUUAACUAAAAUGACAACUCCAGUAGUAAUAGCAGCCACUACUAGACACACAGCAACGCUAAUAUUUUUCCAUGGCCUUGGCGAUACAGGACAUGGAUGGGCUACUUCAAUGGGCGCUAUCAAAGCACCCCACAUGAAAGUUAUAUGUCCUACUGCUCCUACAAUGCCAGUUACACUCAACGCAGGCUUUAAAAUGCCUUCUUGGUUUGAUUUACGAUCUUUAGAUGCGACUGGUCCAGAAGAUGAAGAAGGAAUUCGCAAAGCUGCAGAAAUGGUCCACGGUAUGAUUGCUGAAGAAGUAGCUGCUGGUAUUCCAUCAAAGCGGAUUGUUCUUGGUGGAUUUAGUCAAGGAGGAGCUUUAGCGCUUUACAGUGCUCUAACUUUUCCUGAACCUCUAGCUGGUGUUAUUGCACUGUCUGCUUGGCUUCCUCUACAUCAAAAAUUUCCUGCAAAUGCUGUAGGAAAUAAAAAUAUACCAGUAUUACAAUGUCAUGGUGAUUGUGAUCCUAUUGUUCCUUACAAAUGGGGACAGAUGACAGCGUCGCUUCUUAAACAAUUUAUGUCAAAAGUAGAGUUUAAAACAUAUAGUGGAAUGAUGCAUUCAUCCUGUGAUCAGGAAAUGCAAGACAUGAAAUCUUUUAUUGAAAAACUCGUAAAACCGUAAUAAACAUUGAUUUCAGCAGUCUUUAAAUUGAUAUUACAAUAAUUCAUAAGUCAAGAUUAUUAUUAUUAUUAUUAUUACUUCUCUCUAAUAACUAUUUGAAUAGCGUCAAAAAUCGGCAAUAGCGAGUAAAACACUCGAAAUAUCAUCUGAAAUAAAU